GUUUGGACUAAUGGUUACACCCCUGGACUUCCAGUUCCGCUUGCAUUUUUGUGCGUCGGAGAGACAAAAUGGGAGUAGAAAUCGAGACCAUAACCCCGGGUGAUGGCCAGACAUUUCCCAAAAAAGGGCAGACAUGCGUUGUGCAUUAUGUUGGCUCACUGACUGAUGGAACCAAGUUUGACUCAUCCCGGGACAGAGGCAAGCCUUUCAAGUUCAAGAUUGGCAAGCAGGAGGUGAUCCGUGGCUGGGAGGAGGGGGUUGGACAGAUGAGCGUGGGCCAGAGAGCGACCCUGACCUGCACGCCAGACUUCGCGUAUGGCAGCAAAGGGCACCCUGGCAUCAUCCCACCCAACUCUACACUCAUCUUUGAUGUGGAGCUGAUGAGCCUGGAGUGAAGCCUGUGUGCACUCGUUACGUGUUUAAUUCCACUCAGAUUUUCAGGGUUGACUCCUAUCUUGGGAACAUGGAGGAAAAUAUUAAAGGAAGAUUCAUGCACUUGACUCCUGUAAAAGACUGUCUAAUAGCUUCACCACUUCACUCUCCUUCCCAUUUAGAUUCAAAUGUGUUUUUGUCACUUGCUUAAUACCUUAUCCUUGAUCUAGCUUGUCGUAGAACACCCUAACAAGUCAUAGGCCAUACCUUUCAGAUAUCAUGUCAUUUUAUUCUGUUACGUAUGUUUAUGGUAUUGUUUUUUCUUUUUACUUCAAAUUUGUAAGUCAUGCCUGCCAUCAGGGGUAGGUACUGACACAAUUUGGGAUAAAGUAUCAUUACACAAAUAUUCAAUUUGAACUCAUUCUUGUGGCUCUGUGAGUGGCCUUGCUUUAGCAACUUUUUUGAAAAUGUGUUCAAUGUGGACAUGAUAAUUGAGAAAAAAAAUCAAUAAAUGACUGUUUACCUAAA
Molecule: messenger RNA, 900 nt
Organism: Coregonus clupeaformis (lake whitefish)
Lineage: Eukaryota; Metazoa; Chordata; Actinopteri; Salmoniformes; Salmonidae
Product: peptidyl-prolyl cis-trans isomerase FKBP1A
Exons: 5
Coding region: 69-395 (108 amino acids)
Molecular function (GO): peptidyl-prolyl cis-trans isomerase activity
Source: RefSeq, a predicted model, not a curated record